Molecule: messenger RNA, 3399 nt
Organism: Prosopis cineraria
Lineage: Eukaryota; Viridiplantae; Streptophyta; Magnoliopsida; Fabales; Fabaceae
Product: TMV resistance protein N-like
Exons: 5
Coding region: 41-3292 (1083 amino acids)
Biological process (GO): signal transduction; defense response
Molecular function (GO): ADP binding; protein binding
Source: RefSeq, a predicted model, not a curated record
UUGAGUAUUCAAAUUUCAAGAGCUCGUGAUCAUCGUAGCCAUGGAGAUCAAAGGGUCAACACCAUCGUCCUCUAGCUUCCCAUCUAAAACUAAGUACAGAUAUGAUGUUUUCUUGAGUUUCAGAGGCGAAGAUACUCGUCAAUCCUUCACUGUGCUUCUAUAUGAUGCCUUGCACAGGAGGGGAAUCAACACCUUCAUUGAUGACAAGAAGCUUGGCAAAGGGAAACGAAUCUCACCUUCACUUCUUAAGGCCAUUGAUAGAUCCAGGAUUUCAAUUAUUGUCUUCUCUAGAAACUACGCCACUUCCACUUGGUGUUUGGAUGAACUGGCGCACGUCAUUCGAUGUAAGAAGGAGAAGAACCAGAUGGUUAUGCCUAUCUUCUACAAGGUGGAUCCGUUGGAUGUUCAGUAUCAGAGGAAUAGCUUUGGGGAAGCCAUGGCUGCUCUUGAAGAUAGGUUCAGGCAUGACAUGGAUAAAGUGAGCAAAUGGAGGUUUGCUUUGUCUGAAGCUGCUAGUCUGUCAUCGGCAUGGCUUUUUCAAGAUGGAUGUAAACUUGGGUUUAUAGAAAGGAUAGCAGAAGAUACAUAUGCUAUGCUGCCACCCAAACCCUUACAUAGUAUUGACCACACAGUUGGACUUGAUUCUCGCAUUGAAGAAGUGAAGUCACUUUUGGAUCAGUCUGAUAAUGGAGUUUGUAUGUUGGGCAUCCAUGGAACUGGUGGAAUUGGCAAAACAACACUUGCCAAGGCUCUAUAUAAUUCAAUAUUUUACCACUUUGAAGGUUCAUGUUUCCUAUUUGAUGUCAGAGAAGCUUCAAAGGAAUACCAAGGCUUAGUUCGUCUCCAACAAUUACUUUUAUCAGAGAUUCUUGAAGAGAAGAGUAAGAAGUUUGGUAGUGUUGAUGAAGGAAUAUCAAAGAUAAAACACAGACUCUCCCACAAAAGAGUUCUAUUAGUUCUUGAUGAUGUUGAUGAGGUAGAACAAUUAGAACAACUUGCAGGAGGGUGUAAUUGGUUUGGAUCCGGAAGCAAAAUCAUUAUAACAACCAGAAAUAUGCAGUUACUAAUUGCACAUCAUGUUCAAAAAACCUAUGCAAUGAAGGAGCUAAAUGGGAAUGAGUCUCUUGAACUCUUUUCUUGGCAUGCCUUUCAUAUUCAGCAACCUCCCAAAGGUUAUGAAGAUAUCUCUAAUCGUGUGAUAAGUUAUGCACAGGGCCUUCCUUUGGCUCUAAGAGUAAUAGGCUCCAAUUUGGCUCACAAGAGCUUAGAGGAAUGGAGGUCAAUAUUGGAACAGUAUGAGAAGAUCCAGGAUAGAACAAUUCACGAGGUACUAAAAAUAAGUUAUGAUUGCCUACAAGACAAUGCCAAGUCUAUUUUUCUAGAUGUUGCUUGUUUCUUCAAGAAGUGGAGGUUGGUAUAUGCCAAUGAAAUACUACAAGCUUGUCAAGGUGGUGCAAGGUUUUAUAUCGAAGUGCUCAUUGAAAAAUCAUUAGUGAGCAUUGAUGAAUAUGAGUGCUUGUGGUUGCAUGAUCUAAUACAAGAAAUGGGUCGAGAAAUUGUCAGGCAAGAAGCACCAUUAAAUCCUGGUGAACGCAGCAGGUUAUGGCAUCAUGAAGAUGUUAUCAAAGUACUACAUGAAAAUUCAGGAAGCAGCAAAAUUGAAGGAAUAAUGCUUAAAUCUCCUCAACAAGAAGUUGAGUGGAGUGGCUUUGCCUUUGAGAAGAUGAACAAUCUUAGGGUUCUUAUCGUGCGAAAUGCAUUCUUUUCAACCGGCCCAAGGCACUUUCCGAACAAUUUAAGAUUGCUUGAAUGGGAGGGAUAUCCUUCUAUGACCUUACCAGAUGACUUUUCUCCUGAGAACAUUGUGGUCCUUAGGUUAAGUCAUAGUCAUGUUAGAUUGGUAGAGCCAAUCAAGAGGUUUGAACAUGUGACAAAUAUGAAUUUCUCAUAUUGUGAAUUUAUAACCGAAGUACCUGACAUGUCUCAAGUCCCAAAUCUAAAAGAACUGAUAUUUGCAGACUGUUGCAACUUGAUCAAAGUUCAUGAUUCAGUUGGUUUUCUCUCAAAGUUGGCUAUACUAAAGGUUAAUGGCUGCACCAAACUUAAAAGAUUUCCGCAUGAAAUCAAGACGAUGUCUCUUGAACACCUUGACCUUACUUUUUGUGAGAGUCUUGAAUACUUCCCAAAUAUAGUGGGAAAGAUGGAUGCAUUGAGGACCAUUUUUGCAGAUAAUACUGCCAUUGAAGAACUCCCAAAUUCCAUUGGAAAUCUUUCGGGGCUUCAAGUUUUAUCCAUGAACUCUUGCAAAAGCCUUAGGGAGUUUCCAGACAGAAUAUUCACAUUGGAAAAUCUUAUCUGGCUUAUGUUGGGAGAUAGUAGACCUCAGAGCAGAAAAUCCUUGAAGAAGUCAAUGCAAGAUAGCCACCCAAUUAUUAGAAGCACAAAUUUGGAGAUCUUGAAUCUUGAAAAUUGUGGUCUACUGGAUGAAGAUCUUCACCUAACUCUGAAUUGUUUUCGAAACUUGCAAGAAUUAAAUCUGUCAGGGAAUGAUAUUGUAUCCCUUCCUGAAUGCAUUAAAGAGUGUCCUAAUCUAAAUAGACUGGAAGUGACAAAUUGCAGGAAGCUAAGAGACAUACCAGAGCUACCAACGAACCUGGAGGAAAUACAGGCAGAAAAUUGCAUAUCAUUAACAACAGAGUCCUUAAGCCAUUUAUGGUCUCAGGCUAAGAAAGAGGUCUUUAACUUGUCAAUCGAUAUGCCAGCAUCGACAUUUCCAGAUUGGCUCAACUAUUGCUGCAAAGGAGGGACCUUGUCUUUUCGUGCUCAUGGGAAUUUCCCAGUGGUUGCAUUGGCAUUUGAGUGUGAGAAAGCAAGAUCAAGGCCUGAAGAUGAACUUGAAAUGCAUGUUUUGCAUGGGAGGGUCCUUGGGCGAAUGAGCAUCAAUGGUCAUGAAGUAUCAAAGGAAGGAGAUAAUAUAGUUUUUCCAGUUAGGGAAGGUCAUGUGUGUGUGUUUGAUCUGAGAAGAGCUUUUGGUGGGGACGAAGAGUACUGGAAGAGACUUGAUAAGUUUCAGGAAUUGGAUUGGAAUGAUGUGGAAAUAGAAGCCAAAUGUCAGUCGCCAGAUUUGUGCAUAGUUAAGUGUGGAGUUUAUGUGUACAAGCAGCAAACGAACGUGGAAAAUGUGAAUUUCAAGUCUUUGCUUUCCAUGAAUGACCCAACAACUUCGUUGAAACGAAGAGCUAUAGCUUCCCCUCCUAAUGAAAGAACCAAGAAGUUGCCAGCAACGUUUUAGUUUCUUAUUAAUUUUUUCCCCCUCUUUCAUGUGAUGUAAAUUUUAAAUAAUUUACCAAAAAAUUCAAUAUGCAUCUUAUAGAGUUUUAGUGCAUGUUUGGUUUUCAA